Molecule: messenger RNA, 1227 nt
Organism: Nezara viridula (southern green stink bug)
Lineage: Eukaryota; Metazoa; Arthropoda; Insecta; Hemiptera; Pentatomidae
Source: the annotation of a GenBank genome assembly
AUGAUCGUCUUCUGGUUCGGAUUAUUUUGUUGGCCUACGGUUUCUGCAGGGAUCCUAGGGCUACGAGCUGGAGACAAUUGCACUCCACUUGGCGGAGGCAGAGGUAUUUGCAGGAUGCUUUCCAAGUGCGAUACCGUCGGAGACUUCAAGAACAAUCAUCCCCCAAUUUGCAACUUUAAUGGAAAGGAUUGGGAACCGAUUAUUUGUUGUCCGACGUACCAAACUCCUACCGUAGAGCCAGGUCGCAAGGUAAAGAAAAUAUGUGCUGAGCUGGAAAAAAUUUCUGUAUUUCACGCCCCUCUAACUAUUAUAAUUAAGGGAUUUGAAACACCAGUAAAGAUAGAUCCCUAUGAAUCAUUCCAGAUAGAUCCCUAUAAAUCAGUCCAGACUGGGGGUGAGGGUGGCGGAGGCGUUGGGGGAAUAGUGGUACCUGGUAAGAAACAUCCAUACAUGGCUUUGAUUGGUUUCUGUGGUACUGAAAAGACAUAUUGUGAUGAAAUAGAAGUAUCGUGGGGCUGUGGUGGAUCUCUCAUCACCCCGAGAUAUGUCUUAAGUGCUGCUCACUGUGCCUAUCCGCAAUUUUUAGGUCCUGCCAGGUGGGCUAGACUAGGAGAUUUGGACAUCAGUUCAUCUAUAGACGACGCUAUGCCAGUAAACAAGACCAUCGUAGAUAUAAUCGUUUACCCGGAAUACAAAGACAACCAAGUCUACCAUGACAUUGCACUCUUUAAAUUGGACAGUAAGGUUCAAUUUAAUGGUUUCGUGCUGCCAGUGUGCCUCCAAAGUGAACGCCAUAUACAGCAGACGAAGGCUAAUUUCACCGGUUGGGGGAGGACUGGAUAUGCUGAAGCCACUAGUGAUCAGCUUCUCGAAGCAGAAAUAGACAUUUACAAUAAUACGGAAUGUGAAAGGCUCAUGUUCAGUACUUACAGCACCAAAUCACCACUUGGCUAUCAGCCUGAACUCAUGUUCUGCGCAGGAGUUCCUGAUGGUAGUAGAGAUACAUGCACGGGUGAUUCUGGCGGUCCAUUGAUUACCUUUGGAACCCUUAAAAAACAGUGGUCCCUUGGAGCAGGUUUACGACAGAAACCCAGAAUUCAGAUUGGAAUAACGUCGUAUGGUAAUAACUGCGGGCUUCCGGAUUCUCCAGGAGUGUACACCAGGGUUUCCAACUACAUACCCUGGAUAGAAGAAGUAGCUUUUAAAGAUGUGAUAGUUUCUGACUAA